UCAGUCAGGGAGGAGAAGCUGAUAAUAUACACAGAUGGUUCUAAGGAUCCAGAGAGUGGGAAAGCAGGAUUUGGGGUGUAGGUAGAUCAGUUAAAACUCAAGUUUGAUCAGCGUAUCUCAGAUGGAAGUUCUAUUUUUACUGCAGAAUUACUGGCAAUUCUCUGGGCUCUGAGGUGGACUGAGGAAGAAAGACCAAAAUCAGUUCUGAUUUGCUCGGACUCAGCAGCAGCUCUAAUGGCUAUAAGAGGAGGUAUAUCGAAAGCUCGGCCGGAUCUUGUUAAAAAAUUAUUGUAUGUAUUGUUUCGAGUAGAAAAGAAUGGGUGUGAAGUCAUGUUUUGUUGGGUUCCUGGACAUGCUGGAGUUGAGGGAAAUGAAAUCACCGAUUCUAUAGCAAAGGCAACCCUGCAGAAAGAAGUAGUAGACUUUAAUAUAUCUCCAGGAAGAGUGGAACUGAGAGAGAAAAUCAAAGAGGGUGUGGAAAAGGAAAGGCAGGAACUGUGGGAAAAGGAGACUAAAGGAAGGUAUUAUUUUUCUUUACAGCCUUUGGUUAGAAAAAUUAGUUAUAGCUCUGGAACUCGAAGUGAAUCUGUUAAAAUCUGCAGACUGAGGCUUGGGCAUUGUGGAUUAAAUCAUUAUGUGCAUAUUAUGGGGCAGCAUCCUGAUGGACUAUGUGAAUGUGGGCGAUCAGAAACAAUUAAACAUGUUUUUAUGGAAUGUCAGAUGUAUAGAAUAGAGAGGAGGUCUUUCUAUAAGAAGCUGGCAGAACUGGGUGUGGACACAUUUUCUAUUAAAGCUAUUUUUGGCCAGGGUGAGAACCGCCAGAUGAUAACAAAAGCAGCCUUACAGUUCCUGCGUGAAGCAGGGCUGUAUAUGAAGAUUUAAAUAGACUCUGUCCAGUGGAGGGCAGUGAUACGCCAAGUAGCGUCAAAACUGCCGGAAAUCGAGAAGAAGAAGAAGAAGAAGAAGAAGAAGAAGAAGUCAUUACAAUGCGCAUGAGCACUGGACUGGAAUCGGAAAGGUGGCGGCAAGAUCGGGCGUGUUCAGAGAGUUGGACAGGUCUUAGUCAUUGUGCAGUUACUGCGACCAAAGCAAACAGUAGUAACUGCUCGCUUUACGGCAUUUAGACAACUUCAAAGUGUUUGACAGUUUACCGAAGCUACGAGGAGUUUUUAUAAAGUGCGCAGUUAGCACAACGGUAACGUUAGUUAGGUGACGAAUGCUGCUGCUGCUGGUCGAAGCUAGGAGACAAUAAUGCCUUCACUAACUCUGAACGGAGUGACAGUGAAUUUCCCCUUUCCUCCAUAUGACUGUCAGAAGGACUACAUGAGCAAAGUGAUUGAGUGUCUUCAGAAGUCACAGAAUGGGGUCCUGGAGAGUCCUACAGGUACUGGUAAAACCCUCUGCCUCUUGUGUGCCACCCUUGCCUGGAGAGAACACCUCAAGGACACCAUCUCUGCCCACAAGAUAGCAGAGAGGCUAGGUGGAGAGGAGAUGUUCCAAAACAGACCCCUGUCAUCCUGGGGAACAACUGCUACAGACAGUGACGCGCUAACCCACUACACCGAUCUUCCCAAGAUCAUCUACGCAUCCAGGACACACUCUCAACUCGCACAGGUCAUCAGUGAGUUAAAGAACACCUCAUACAGGCCAAAGGUGUGUGUGCUGGGAUCCAGGGAGCAGCUGUGUAUCAACCCGGAAGUGAUGCGUCAGGAGAGCAACCAUGUUAAGGUUCAUAUGUGCAGAGCAAAAGUUUCCACCAGGUCAUGUGUCUACUACAACAACACUGAAGAGAAGAGCACUGACAGAGACUUGGUGAAUUCUAUCCUCGACGUGGAAGACUUGGUCAAAUUUGGCAACAAACAGAGGGUCUGUCCUUACUACCUCUCCCGUUCCUUGAAGCAGCAAGCAGAUGUCAUUUUUAUGCCAUACAACUACCUGCUGGAUCCGAAGAGCCGCAGAGCGCACAAUAUUGAGCUAAACAGAGCUGUGGUCAUCUUUGAUGAAGCUCACAAUGUGGAGAAGACAUGUGAAGAAUCAACAUCAUUUGACCUAACUCCCUACGACCUAGCCUCAGCCAUUAAUGCUGUGGACAGGUUGCUGGUGGAGCAGACUAAAGGAGCCAUUCAUGGAGACUCUAUCAAUGAAGACUUGAAUGUAGAAUCCCUCAACUCAGGUUUAAAUGUGGCCACAAUUGCUAAAAUCAAACAGAUACUGCUGGAUCUGGAAGCUGCCAUCGAUUCCUAUGAUGUUCCAAGUGAAAAGGGCAUCACUAAACCUGGAAUUUUUAUCUAUGAGCUGUUAGAGAGAGCCCACCUGACUUACAACAGCAAGACGGCAGUCUGUGAAGCUCUGGAGCAGAUCACUGGAUACUUAGUAGGACGGCAAGGAAUAUUCCUGAACACAAGUGGACUGCAGAAGCUGGCUAAUCUUACACAGCUGGUGUUCUGUGGUGAGCCAUCAGAGAAGGACAGACCGCAGCAGAUGCAGUCCAACACGGCUUAUUUUAAGGUUCAUAUCCACAGAGAUACCAGCUAUCAGAAGAAAACCCAGAGCACUGAUGUGUGGGCUUCAUCUUCAUCAAAGAAACAAGGCAACAUUCUGAGUUACUGGUGCUUCUCUCCUGGCUUCAGCAUGCAGGAUCUGGUGAAUCAAGGUGUUAGCUGCAUCAUUCUGACCAGUGGUACUCUCUCUCCCCUGACCUCAUUCACCUCUGAGAUGAGGAUAAAGUUUCCAGUGAGUCUGGAGAACAGUCAUGUGAUUGAGCGAGACCAGAUCUUUGUUGCCGUCAUUGAACAGGGCCCAGAUGGAGUGCCAUUGAGUUCAGCGUUUGAUCGAAGGUUUCUUCCUGAAAACAUGGCAUCUUUAGGAAACACUGUUGCCAACCUGACCCGUGUGGUUCCUCAUGGUCUCUUAGUAUUUUUUCCUUCCUUCCCUUUAAUGGAAAAAACCCUGGACUUCUGGAGAGCUAAUGGGCAUGCAGAUCGCAUUGAGAGCAUAAAGCCCAUGUUUGUAGAGCCCAAAGGAAAGGGCAUCUUUACUGAGGUUAUUGAUGGAUAUUACAACAAAAUCAAUGACCCAUCAUCCAAAGGAGGAAGUUUCUUUGCUGUGUGUCGAGGGAAGGCGAGCGAGGGCCUGGAUUUUGCAGACACCUUUGGUCGGGGUGUCAUCAUCACAGGCCUUCCUUUUCCUCCUCGGAUGGACCCUCGAGUCAUCCUGAAGAUGCAGUUCUUGGAUGAGAUGAGUCAGCAGAAAGCUCCUGGGCUGAAGUACCUGUCUGGGCAGGAGUGGUACAGACAGCAGGCUUUCAGAGCUGUGAACCAGGCCAUCGGUAGAGUCAUUCGCCACAAGGAGGACUAUGGAGCCAUCUUGCUGUGUGAUCAGAGGUACAUCUGAUCCAGCCUGAUUAAGUGCAAACCAAUAAAGAGGGUGGCAGGAACAGGAACCUUGGCUUACUUCAUUUAUUGAUGAGUAGUUAUUACUUUUCAGAUUUUUUUUUUUUUUUUUUUUACAUCAAAUAGCAUAAUUAGUUUAUAAAUAAAGAUUAAACUUUCAGUGGUUACCAGACUUAUUUUUAUUAAAGUAAUUUGUAAUUACAUGUAUUUAAUAUACCAGUCACAUUUCAUUUUUUCAGCAAAAUGAGUACUUUUAUUUUAAUGCCAAGUAAAUUUAAUUGAUAUUCUUAUAUACUUUUUAAAUGCAUGUCUAAAUGAAUUAAUGAAGCCUACAAAACAACUUCACAUCGGUUGCUGAAGCUAGCGUGCAUGUACACAGACACACACGCACACCCACACACACACCCACACACACACACACACACACACACAGUCCAUGUCAACAUAGCUGCACACAGACAACAGUUUCUUCUCAGCGCGACACACACACACACACACACACACACACACACACACACACACACACACACACAAGCAAGCGCCAUACCGACCAUACACAGCUGAAAUGCACUGAAGUAAACUUCUACAUGUCCGUUAGCUUUAGCAGCCGAUGUGAAGUAGUUUUAGACAACAUUAUUGUUUCCAACGGCCGCCCGUUGCGACUCGCGAGCAACCGCGUGAGGGGGGGAACAGACACUGAGAUACAGUAUGAAGAUGGCGUGUUUAUCAAGCAUCAACAGUGGUGUCUUUAAAACUUCAGCAUAGAGGAUUUCUUAUUGCAACUUAGACAUUUUCUGUUGCCUUGCCUUCAAACAUCACACUGCUGCUUUACGGAGCAGUCCUCUCUCCCCUCCUCUCUCUCUGUGCCGCUGCAGCGCUGCCUGCAUCUACCUUCAGUGUUGAUUGGCUGUCACUCACUUGUGCCAUGUAGCCACUUAUCAGUGGGGGCUGUAGGCGGGACAUUUGUUACACAGCACAGAGUGGAGAUUUCAGGCAGACAGGCAGAGAGAGACGGCUGCAUGAGAGCCAAAGGAGCGCGUUUUAAUUAAAAUAAACGUAUUUUAUCGGCGGAAAAAACGGCCGAUGCCAAUUAUCAUAAAAAUGCUGAAUAUCGGCCGAUAUUAUCGGCAGUGCCGAUUAUUGGUCGAUCCCUAAUAUGAGUGGCUUCUUGCUAUGACGAACGGUGGUGGAGAAAAUCCAUAGAGAAGAACAGGUGUGAAUUUGGACGCACUUGGCGUCGUUUGGGCCCAUAGGGUUAAAAUACAUGCUAGUCCAACUGAAAUCAGACCAAAUUGAAUUUCUCAAAGUCUAGGACUGACAAACUCAGAUAAUGUGAUCUGGAGUCAAAUUACUCCUGCAUGUAGUGUAUACGUUGAAUCAGACCCAAACUGGCCUAGGCGCCGUGGGAUCAGCAUGCCCAGGGCCCCGCCCCUGGGCAUGCUAAUCCCCGGCGUCGCGGACUGGCUCUAGGGAUGUGAAAUGUCACCUCUCUGGUGGGGAAGGAGCAGGAGCUGGUGCGGGAAGUGGAGCGGUACAAACUAGAUAAAGUUGGGCUCACCACCAUGCUCAGCGCUGAUUGUGGAUCCAAACUCCUGGAGAGGGGCCGGACUCUCGCUUUUUCCGGAAUUGCUCAGGACGAGAGGUGCCGGGCGAGUGUGGGGAUACUCACAAGCCCCCAGCUGAACGCCGCUGUAUUGGAGUUCUCCCCAGAGAACGAGAGGGUCGACUUGAUGCAACUGUGGGUCACUGAUAGAAGGUCUCUUACUGUUCUUUGUGCGUACGCACCAAACAGCAUUAUGGAGUACCCAGCCUUCUUGGAGUCUCAUGGCAGUGUCCUGGAAGGGGUGCCGGCUAGGGACUCCAUAGUUCUUCUGGGGGACUUCAACUCUCACAUGGACAAUGACGGAGAAACCUGGAGGGGGUGAUUGGGAGGAACGGCCUGCCUGACCUGAACCCGAAUGGUGUUUUGUUUUUGGACUUCUGUGCAAGUCAUGGACCGGCCAUAACAAACACUAUGUUCAGAAGAAUUUCUCGUGAAUCCCGAGGAAGGCUGGGGACAUGGAAUCCGAGAGGUCCCGUUCAAAGCCACCUUUGUGGAGGCGGCUGAUAGAAGCUGUGGUCAGAACGUUGUCUGUGCCUGUCAUGGUGGCAACUGUGAGGUAGGCCGUCAGGCUGAAGAAGGAGGCCUUUCGGGUCUGGCUGGCCCAGGGGUCUCCUGAAACAGCAGACAGGUACCAGUUGGCCAGAAGUGCUGCAGCUGUUCGCUGAAGCAAAAACCCGAAUGUGGGAGGAGUUCAGAGGCUAUGGAGAAGGACUUUCAUUUGGCCUCAAGGAAGUUCUGGCAGACUGUUAGACAUCUCAGGAAGGGAAAGCAGGGCUUGUCUCAGGCUGUGCUCAGCAGACAUGGAGAUCUGCUGACCCGAACUGAGGACAUCGUUGAGCGGUGGAAGGAGUACUUUGAGCAACUCCUGAACCUGGCCGUCACAUCCACCAUGGAGGAGGCAGGUUGACACACCUUUUCAGUGUCACGUGGAUUGUCGGGUAUGGUGCCUGCUGAGUGGCAAACUGGGGUGAUUGUUCCCAUUGUCAAACAAGGGGACCGGAGGGUGUGCUCCAACUAUCGUGGUAUCACACUACUCUUGGGGAGUUUACUCCAGGGUGCUGGAAAGGAGGCUCCGACCAAUUGUCGAACCUCAGAUUCAGGAGGAGCAAUGCGGAUUCCGUCCUGGUCGUGGAACAAUGGACCAGCUCUUUACCCUUGUGAGGCUGCUAGAGGGGUUGUGGGAGUUUGCCCAUCCAGUCCACAUGUGCUUUGUGGACUUGGAGAAAGCUUAUGAAGGCGUUCCUCAGGGGGGUCUUGUGGGGGGUACUGUGGGAGUAUGGGUACCGGCUCACUGCUACGAGCCAUCCGGUCCCUGUAUGACAGAAGUGAGAGCUGUGUCCGAAUACUCGACGUAAAGUCAAACACGUUUUCGGUGGGUGUUGUCCCUUGUCACCGACUCUGUUUGUGAUAUUCAUUGACAGGAUCUCGAGGCACAGCUGGGGAGGGGAAGGGGACCGGUUUGGGGACCUCAGAAUUGCAUCUCUGCUUUUUGCAGACAAUGUGGUUUUGUUGGCUUCAUCACACCAUGACCUCCACCAUACACUGGGGCAGUUUGCAGCCGAGUGUGAAGCAGUUGGGAUGAGAGCCAGCACCUCCAAAUCUAAGGCCAUGGUUCUCUGCUGGAAACCAGUGGAUUUCCCUCUCUGGGUCGGGGGAGAGUUACAGCUUCAAGCAGGGGAGUUCAAGUAUCACAGGGUCUUGUUCAUGAGUGAGGGUAGAAAGGAGCGUAAGAUGGAUCGGCGGUUUGGUGUGGCUUCUGCAUAGUGUUGUACCGAUACUGAUGCCAGUAUCAGAAAUGCCUCCAAUAUUGCCUAAAAUGCGGCGUCAGGCAUCGGCGAGUACAGCCUAUGACCAAUCUGAUACCACGUAAUGUCUCACGUCAUUACGCAUACGCACACUAUCGUUUGAACAUUGCCAUCGCAAUGUGCGCAUGUGCGAUAGUCACAUCGCAGGACAUGCAAUGUUUUCUCUUUUUUUUAGAACAUAUUAACUUUUGUUUUGCUUCGGAAAAGCAGCUCUGUCUCUCGCGGUCUCUCCCUCUCUGACAACAGCCGCCCCUCCCCCUCUCAUGCACACGCUACAGUCACACACUGAAAAUGAGCAACAUGCAAGAUGGAGAAACGGUAAGCAAGGUUUUAUGCCUGGUACACACUACACGACUUUUCUGCCUGUUCUGAAAGUCACUAUGUCACAUUAUACGAUUGUGGAGUCAUAAAAUCGUUCCGUGACUUGGCCGACAGACAUGACACACUACACGAUGGUACACACUAAUGAUCCCCGGUCGUCUUACACGAUGUGUGUGAUGUCAUCGGGUUAUUCUUGUCCUAUUUUUAUCACUUUUACUAUUAUUUCAGUCACUGUCUGUUCAUGUGCCAGCCGAAAUGUUGUUGUAGUCACCUAAAAAGGAGCUACAUUUGAAGUACCGUACGUAAACAUAAAAGUCACUGAUUUCUCACACAGUCUUCACCCGACUUAAACACUGAAAUUAAAACAAGAAUAAAUAAAACAAAAGAGGGAGAAAUUUUUCUAUUUCAUUUUAUCACAGAGUUGCAGACUUUAAACCCUGUGUGGGUGUGGACCCUGGCAGAGUUGUAGGGGUCACAUGUGAGCUCUUUGGCCCAAUCCCAAUACCCCCCCUUGUCAACUACCCCUUAGCCCUUGGCCCUACCCCUCGCCCUUGCCCACUACCCCUUGGCCCUUGAAAUGAAGCAAUGAGGGGUAGGGGUUGAAAUCUUUCCCUAGGAAUUGGGACACCACUCACUACGUCACCGCGUCGGUUAUGCAUACAUAACCAUUUUAAACAGGAACCUGCGAGCCAUCUACAUUUCCAACCAGCAUCUACAAUGGAGUCUCCAGUUGAGUUCAUCCUACCAAUCGCAUUUGCUGUAUUCAUCAUGCUUUGUUUGAUGAACGACAGACGACAGGGGACUUCUGCUAAUCUCGAUCAGCUGAGCCCAGGUAGACCGGCCCCUACAUUAUGCCGCUCCUAGCAGUAUGGCGAGAGACGCCAGCGAGUGAGCCAGAAGUGAGUCAGAAAUGAGCCAGAAGUCCUCUGCGUAUUCGGCCUACCACGGCAUUUUACACCGCUCAAAGUCCGCGAAAGAGGUACGCUUCCCUGUGGAAUAUCAUCCAUCCGGCCACCGGCCUCAACUCAGAUUCCCCGCCACGGAUAUCAAGAGAUCCUACGGAUCCUCCACGCUCGAAACAACGCUGGAGCGUUACGGCAUUCACCUACGGUCCGUGAGUUGGCAAAAGCCGGGGGUUACUUUUCGUUUCAUUAUUCCUUAUUUGGAACCUUCGGGCCGGGUUGAUUUAUUGUUUUGAAACUGAACUGAGUCAGAGCGAACAGUGGAUUUUCUUUACUUCCUUGUUUACGAGAAAACCUAGGGUGGAGUUUUCUUUUGUUGAGCGAACUGUGUGGAUUGAACUGAAUUGAACUGUGAUAUGUUAUUUGGAAAUCCUGAAGUGGAGUUUUUUGUUUGAACAGGAUUGAACUGACUGAACGGAACGGAACAUUCAUUUCUUUUCUUUGGUGAAAAAAAUAUAUACUUUCUUGAAACUGAUUACAGUUGUAUUUGUAUUUUUGAAAAUUGAGUAUAAUUCUUUUGUUCUACAGAAACCAGUUAAAAACAAUUUAAUUUUGGUGUUAAGGGACCUGUUUUAUGGGUUUUAUGGUUUCUUUGUGGGGUUUGAGUGAGUAAAAGAAAAAUAUUUGUUUCAUGUGUCAAAUCGCUACAAAAGAUAUAGGCCUAUUUUGUUUAUUGAAGACAAGAAGAUAUUGAAUUUGUUUACAUUUUGUGCUGCUGAACCACCAAUAAGCUUUUUGGAUACUAUUUAAAUAAAAAAAUAAAAACGUAUGGGACAACUUGGAUGCAUUCUUUUUUUUUUUUUUUUUUUU
Epinephelus moara (kelp grouper) is the source of this 8893-nucleotide messenger RNA. RefSeq names its product regulator of telomere elongation helicase 1 (gene rtel1). Gene Ontology annotation, molecular function: hydrolase activity, acting on acid anhydrides, in phosphorus-containing anhydrides; DNA helicase activity; ATP binding. The transcript has 24 exons. The coding region runs from base 1252 to 3393 and encodes 713 amino acids. NCBI's taxonomy places the organism in Eukaryota, Metazoa, Chordata, Actinopteri, Perciformes, Serranidae. Gene Ontology annotation, biological process: negative regulation of t-circle formation; telomeric loop disassembly; regulation of double-strand break repair via homologous recombination. The record is from RefSeq and is a predicted model, not a curated record. Gene Ontology annotation, cellular component: nucleus.